AUGACUAAAUUUAAGAAAGCUAUGAAGAACAUUGGAGAUGAUGCAUUGAUAUUGAAAGGUAAGUAUAUGCAUUUGAGGUGUGCUACGCACAUAUUGAAUUUGGUUGUGAGAGAAGGUUUACAAGAGGUCGACAAUAGUGUGGCUAGAAUUCGAAAUGGUAUUCAGUAUGUGAGAGCUACAACAAACAGACUCAAAACAUUUGAUUUGCGACUUGAGGCAGUGAAGAUUAAAAGGGGAAGUGUACCUUUGGAUGUGAAAACAAGAUGGAACUCGACUUACCUCAUGUUAGAUCAAGCUUUGAAGUUUAGGUUGGCAUUUGAGAGGAUGGAGGCUGAAGAUAAAGUGUAUAACGAUUACUUUCUAGAAAAGGUGGAUGGAACGAAAAGGAUUGGACCACCAAUGCCAUCUGAUUUUGAUGAAGUUGAGAGGUUGGUUUCUACUCUUGUCAUAUUUUAUAAGUCCACAUUGGUUCUUUCUGCUUCAAAUACGGUUGCCUCUCAUAAACUCUACAAUGAGAUAGUUUCUGUUACUAAGAACCUGAGUGAGUUAACUACAAGUACAAAUCCUGAAGACCCUUUGAAAAAGAAAGCUUUGUCUAUGUUAACAAAGUUGGCAAAGUAUUGGGAUCCAUUUGGAGAUCAAGUUGAAAUGAAUAGGCUGGUGAUAGUAGCAAGUGUUUUUGAUCCUAGAAAGAAAACAAAAUUUGCUGAGCAGUGUUUCGAUGCUUUGUAUGGGAAAGGCAGUAUGGAGUCUGUGCAUCUUUUAGCUGAUUUGAAUAGUAUCUUGAAGGACUUGUAUGAUGAGUAUAGUAGAAACAGUUUACUAAACAAGACUGGUUCAUCUUCUCAGUCACAUGGAUCAUCUUCCCAUUCGCAGACCCGAGAGCAAGUUACACCGGAUUUUUGUCAGAAAGCAGAUAUUGUUGACAUGGAAAACGUAUUUGAUGAGAUGCUGAUGGAAAAGGUAAUUUACAGCUCCUCUAAUGAGUUGGAAAUUUACUUGAAAGAUAAUGUGGAGAAACCAAGUAUUCUUAAAGGUACAAAAUAUGAUUUGUUAUCUUGGUGGAAGGUUAACAGUGGGAAGUAUCCGAUUUUGUCUCUAAUUGCUAAGGACAUACUUGCAAUGCAAGUGUCUUCAGUAGCCUCUGAAUCUGCGUUUAGCACUAGUGGUAGAAUUUUAGAACCGUAUAGGAGCUGUUUAACACACAAAAUGAUAGAAGUGUUGAUCUGCACCGAGCAAUGGCUAAAAGCUGAAAUUUAUAUCAAUGAAAAAGGAGUCUCCACAGUAGAACAUUUGCUUUCGGAAGUUGAGCAUGAUGAUGAACUUUUGAGAGGUGUAGUUCGGGUUUCGGUUCGGGUUUUCGUUGAGUUCGGGAUAUUGAGACCAGUCAAGUUCUUGGACAAGGAGGUUCCAAGGGUGACUUAUAUGUUCUUGAAGACUUAA
Messenger RNA from Camelina sativa (false flax), 1443 nucleotides. The record is from RefSeq and is a predicted model, not a curated record. NCBI's taxonomy places the organism in Eukaryota, Viridiplantae, Streptophyta, Magnoliopsida, Brassicales, Brassicaceae.